UGUGUGCUCCUGCUGCCAAAGCGGCCCAGAUGGCAAGCUUGCCCCUGGGCUUCCCAAAAAGAUUAUGCAGCAGUCCAAAAUCUUUUACCCCCAGCAUGAACCGUACCCUCCGAGAACGAUAGACCGACCCGACGCCCAGCUGAACCGACCCUUCCCGGCUUUCGUCCUUCCAGAAAACUUGGCCGCCGUUGGGGUGCCCAACCUGUUCCAUCCCCCAAAUCAAGAGAAAGAGAUUUUCGGGACGCCCCCGGCAGGCUUCCACAUGGCUCCCUGCGGGUGCUUUUUUGACCCCAGGAUCUACCGCAUCGAGUGGGCAACGGCCAACUUCGUCCAGCCCUCCAUCUACAAACUCUCCGGUGGGCCGGUCCCACAGAACACGUACCUCCUGGACAGUCAGAAAUAUGUCCCCUACCACCCGGCCUACCAACCCGUGGCCGCCACCAACACCUCCCCUUACGUCUUGCCUUUCUUCAAACCCGAGGGGCCUCCUCCAGCCACUGCCCCUCACUUGACGGACCCUGCGGGCGGCCUCCUUGGCCCCUCUGCCCACCUCUCCCCCUUCGUGGACCCCCCUCGCCUCCACCCGGCUGAGGGUCUCGGGCAAAGUGACGUCCACAAGCCCCCAGCCACCUUUCCCAGACCAAGCCUGAUCCAGGCCGCAGGGGCCUAUGAAUCUCUGGAGCCUGGUCAGGAUCCGUCCUUCCAAGUCUUCCAAAGUUUCUCUGUGGAGGAAGACACGGAGCUCAAAGAAGGCCCCACAGGCCAGGAUUUUACUGAGAAGAACACACCGGUGCCAAAGAACCACCUGGACGAAGGAAGCACACUUGGGCCGCCAUAUGUCCAAGCCACAACAGAAGCAGAGACUUGUCCAGAUGUGGCCGCCAUUGUGCCAGAAGACCAGGACGAGUCCUUUGACCUUCCCGACAAGGUCCUUUUGGAAGUGGCCAUGAAACUCUUCGACUGUUCCCCGGUGAACUCAGACACGGAGACGUCCCUCGACGGCUUCAGCCAGCGGCCUCAGGAAGAGAGUGGCCUCUCAGGUGAAGACUCCUCGAGCGACAUCCGUUCCCUCAACCUGCCCGACGAACUCUUGUCUUUUGACUACAGCGUGCCGGAAAUCCUCAGCACCGUCACGAGCCUGGAUUACCUCUACAACGUGAACGCUUUCGGGGAGGAAUCACCCUGGGAGAGCCGCCCGUCCUCUGCUCAGCCUCCGCUCAAGAACCCAGAGUCCCAUCCGGAGCCCGAGGAGAAAAACACCAGCAAAGCGCCGGCCGGCAAACCCAAACAGGGACUCAACCCGAGCAGCAACGGGGAAGGCCCCGAACCAGAGCUGGCCUUGCACAUCGGCUAGUGGGGCUAACGGAGCUGUUUUCGCCUGGUCAAAGGGCAGGGGCUGGUCAGACCCUGCCGUUUUGUGUAUUAAAAACCCAGACAACAUGUGUGCUUUUUA
Molecule: messenger RNA, 1453 nt
Organism: Sceloporus undulatus (fence lizard)
Lineage: Eukaryota; Metazoa; Chordata; Lepidosauria; Squamata; Phrynosomatidae
Gene: PRR22
Product: proline rich 22
Exons: 3
Coding region: 65-1354 (429 amino acids)
Source: RefSeq, a predicted model, not a curated record